GUCACUAAUACCAUUUUUAAAAUGGGUUUUCUCAGAAUUUGAAGUUUUGAAUUUUGUGCUUCCGUCUUAUUAUCCUUUUUUCUCUAAAAAAAACUUCAAAAUCUCUCAAAUUCUGAUUUCGCUACCAAUUUCAGUUUCUUCGUUUUCCUUCGGCAAAUGGGUUGCUGUUUCAGCAAGAAGACUUCUCCAGCUUCUUCUUCUACCGAUGGAAGAUCUUGUUCUGCAAAGUCACCAGAUCCGAGCAAAUCCGCCAUUGAUAAAUCCCUGAAACUCGAGACUGGAGCUCAAGAGAAGCUCGAAUUAGAAGAAUCGAAACCAAGGGAUGAAGUCAAACAAGAAGCAGAGCUACAAGAGAAUGGCAAAACGAGGAAAGAGGUGUUCGUGAUAAAACACCGGAGGAGCCAUGAGAGAUCCAAGACGACAGAUCCGGAGGAUUCCACGGUUUCCGAUGAGAAAUCAACCGGUUCGAAUCAAAAUCCGGUGGAUGUGGAUGCAAUACUGAUUCAGUGCGGGAGGCUGAGCCGGAGCAACUCCGCCGCCGCGAAAACGAGGAGGUAUUCUGGAUCUAAGAGGAGCUUUGAUUUUGAUCAGAACGAGAGGAGUCGCGACGGUGACGCGGAGGAGGCGGAUGCGGAAGACGGCGGAGAAGAAGAAGAAGCCGAGCGGCGUAUUCAUCGGCAGCGUCAACGUGGUGGAGAUUCGCCUCGGGAGCGGAGGAGACGAACGCCGAGCAGAGAGAGAGGGGAUUCCAAGAAUAAUCGAUCGGGAAGUAGAGAGAGAGGAAGUGGGAGUAGAAGAGUAAGCAGAUCUCCGGGAAGAAGAUCGGAAACAAACCCUAACUCCUGCGCCGGCAGUGGCAGUUCUGUGAAUUCGAGUAACAAUAGGCCAGCGAAAUUUGUCUCGGUUCCUGCAACGGUGGACAAGAGCAACAGUGGAGAGCCAUCUAUCAAACGGAUUACAGUGAAGAGAAACGUCGGAAAAGCGGCGUCUCCUAGGUCACAGUCUCCGGCAAGAGCGGCGUCUCCGAGGUCACAGUCACCUGCAAGAGCGGCGGCUAACACCAGUAGCUAUGCUCAGCCUUCGCCGUCAAAGCUCAGCCGGAAAACGGAGCAUUCUCCGUACAGGAGGAACCCAUUGGGAGAGAUAAACCCAAACACAUUAGCGUAUCCACAACCUCAAGGGGAUAAUAAAUUGGGAUCUGGUAACAACAAGAGGAUGAUGAACACAGAAAAUGAAAGUCAAGGAUUGAUUAAAGAAUCUACAAAUCUCGUGGGUCAGAAGAUGAAUCAUGGAACGAAUACUAAAACCGCUACUCAGCUUCAAAUCCGCAGAAGCGCAAGUCCGAGUCGUGUGAACAAAGAGGCAGUGGAAGAGUGUAAGAUAAUGUUUUCGUCAUCUGGAACUGAAGUACCUAAGCCUCAAAUCGUGAGCAGGAGCAGAUCAUUGAGGAAGUCCCGUGAUUUCGAUUUCAGUCCCGAAGCAUUGCUCUCAAACAACAUCGACAACAACAACAACAAUGCGGUAGUACCAUCUUACACAGCUUUGCUUCUAGAAGACAUUCAGAAUUUCCACCAGAAGAGUACCAUAAGUUCCAAGGUUUGCUCCAUCGUUGAAGAUCUUAACUCCAGUACGAAACAACAGCAAAGAACCGAGUUUAACAGUCUCAAAUUCGCAGCGGUGAAGAAAGCGGAUCUAAUGGAGCCAAGCUUUGAGAAGUAUGUGACUGUUAAGAGAGGCGGUUCUUCGUUGGAGGACAUGGAAGAGCAAGAAUCUUCAGGAAGCAACAGUAUCACGGGAAGUAGCUGUGUGGUGCAGCGGCAUGGGUACAACUCAUCGUCUUCUUCAUGGGAGCCAAAUUCAGCUGAAUCGACUGAUCGAGUUACUGUGAGAUCAAAGAAACAAGAACGUGAUCGGAGUCCACUUGGUGUGAUAAAUACUGAGAAACAAGUGUUUGAUCCGUUAAAGAAGAAUGGUGUUGGAGCUGGACGUAAUAGAGUGGCUCUUGUUGAUUCUUCGUCUUCUUCAGCCAAACAGACAACAACAACUCGUGUUGCUGCAGUUUCAAUGUAAUAAAGUUUAUUCCUUUGUUUACUGUACUUUUCAAAUGUUGCAGAUAAGCAAACUGAUGUUUGGUUUCUUUUGUAAUCAUUUGAUCAUUUCAAAUCAAUAUCGUUUAAAAUUUCAGACUAA
Messenger RNA from Thlaspi arvense, 2190 nucleotides. The record is from the annotation of a GenBank genome assembly. NCBI's taxonomy places the organism in Eukaryota, Viridiplantae, Streptophyta, Magnoliopsida, Brassicales, Brassicaceae.